UGCAAGUAGUUGAGUAUUCUUCUUAUAUGUAUGUUACCAGUACCCUUUAUUUAUUCGUCCCUAAUUAAUUUAUAUUCUGGAAUAGGAUUAUUAAAACAUCUGAAGUUACAACAAUAUUGCUGUAAAGAUUUUAAAUAAAUAACUGUAUUGAAAGUAGUUAAGACUAUGUAUGUAUAUACUUAGUCCUGCCAUACAUAUAUUAAAUGAGUAAUGUACAAAAUUUUAUUCGAAAUGGCAACGUUUUGAUUUCAUACAAGCUUCAUUUAUCAAUAGCAGCUCGCACAGUUUCUAUUGGCAUUAACGACGCUGUUCAAAGCAAAUAUUUUUUGAUAUUCUUAAAAUUUUUGUGCGGUAUUCGACAGGUUAUAUUCUCCAACUCUGACCACAAACUGUAGACCUAUAGAUUCAAAUCUGGACUUACAGACGGCCAACCAACAACAGUUAUGAAACCAGGAAUGUUGGUUUUAAGCUACUCCUGGGUGGCUUAUGGUUAUAAAAAACCUCUACAACAGAGAAAACUUUUUGGUUUAUAAAAAUAAUACUUUCAAGGUCGUUAACCGCGUGCCACUAAUGAAACCGCUUACAUCUGUUGAACCUUAUUUACUUCAAACGCGUUGUGAGAAGAUAAUCAGUUGGCCAACAGUGGGCUUUCAAUUGGACAUCAUUUCGAAAUAGUCUUGACAUUGAUCUAGUCGAUGUAUCCAUUUCCCUUAUGUUUUCUUAGAGAAUUUCUCCGAACACGUUAGCGACCAGUUUUUGUGGCUGAAUUGGUUCGAACCACGCGAGAACGACCACUUCUCUUUCUAUCAUCAACUGUAGACAUUUUGGAAACCCGAUCAAUAGUACGGCAAACAAACGUUCUCGAAAUAUCAAGUUUUUUGAGAAGCUGACAAAUUGCUUUUGCAUCUAAACUCAUAUAACUCACCGCAAUACGAUUGUUUUUAACUCCAUUGCUAAUAAGCGAAAGCAAACAUUGAACUGAUUCUUAGUCGGAAAUACUGAAUUGCCUCGAGAGCUUCCAUAUAACAAUUAUAGUAUACGUUUGUUAAAGCUAUUAUACACUUACAGUGUAUUGUUACAUGCAUUAUAUGCAUUAUUUAAACCGCUACAAAUUCAAAUAAAGGGUGUUUAGUUGGGAGGCAACAAAACAUUAAAGCAAUUGGCUUUUGACCGUCGAAGUGACAGCGGUGCAAUGGAAAAUCAAUAACGGCAACUUGAAUACAAGUAAAUUGUGAGUGAGCAAACUCACCACCGGAUGUGAGCGAGUUGUGCUAGUAAAUUGACGACUUCAAGCAGAGAGCCCUAAAGGAUACAAAACUAUACACUCAAAUCGUGAGAAUUGAGAACUUGAAGCAGACAGUCAUCAGUGAAGUAGCCAGUCAGUCGCAAUACAAAUACGUUUUUAUCAUUCACUCGCAUAUUAUACGGUGCAGUAAUUGUGAAAACACAGUGGGAAUUUGCGUGAAGAAUUAUUCGUGCUUUUAAAUAGUAAAACUAUUUUACAGUGCUAAUUAAAUAUAAAUAAACAAAAGAAACAAACAAAAAACUAGCUAUAAAAGUCAAUACAAAAGCGAAAAGGCAAAAUUUCGUCUACAACAUCUUUGGCUUGCAUCGAUGGUGAUUGUGGGUGGGGAAUUACGCUUCGAUUUUUCACCAGAGCAUACAAUAUUCGAUUAACGCGAGCUAUAAUUACUUUUCGCAGCAAUUUCUUAACUUUAAACAAAGCUAACAGCGUUUUUAUUAUCACACCGUGGAGUCUGAGCUAAUUGUGUCCGUUCCCAGGUUAUAUUUUUUCAACAAUUUGAUUUGGCUUAUGCGCACCCAAUACCUAUAACAUGCGCUCCCUGGCUGACGAAACCAGGAAAUUAACGUUAAACAAUAACAAUAACAACAGUACAGUCGAACAACCAAGUACACAAUCGACAACCAUAGCGGUUUUUACGCAGUCAAAAAACUCGAAUAAAGUAUACAAGAUGCAACAGCAAGUCAACGUGAUGACCAGUGUCACCACGGGUGUUCAUCAAAAGCAACAUCAACAUCAUCAACAACAACAGCAUCAGCAGCAACUUAAGCAACAGCAGAACAACAACUCCACAACAAUUAGCCUGCCAAAGGCGUCACAUGCAAAUACAAGCGAAGAGAUUGCCGGCGGCGUGCAGGACACCAUCUAUUUGUGCAACUUUCGCGUAUCCGUUGACGGCGAUUGGCUGUGCCUGAAGGAGCUACAAGAUCUUGACAUUGGGCAGCAGCAUAGUGGCGGCGGUGGCACCAGUACCAGCGUUUAUGGCGUACAACGCGGCACACAGCUGGGCCAAAAGAACAAACGCUAUUCGGGAAUGUCGAACGGUUUGGAUGAUAAUGGUAUAUUGACUGUCCGUAACUUGCUGGGUCGUCGUUUUAACGAUGCACCCGAACAUGUGCACAAGACGAACGGUUCGUCGUCGUCGUCGUUGUCGCACUUGCUUACCGCACGACACGCACAUGCAGAUAAUGGCUUGAUUGGUGUGUUUGGUGUUGGUGGUACUGGUGAAUGGUCCAAUCACCCACGCGAUCCAGCUGAAAUCGAACGCAGUAAUCUCGUAAAUAUUUGUAAACUCGUGGUAAAGGAAUUACUAGAGCAAUCGCUACGUUUCGGACGUAUGUUGGACUCGGAUCACCUACCGCUGCAACAUUUUUUCAUUGUCAUAGAGCAUGUGCUAGGUCAUGGCUUGCGUCCAAAGAAGGGUCUUUUGGGGCCACGCAAAGAAUUGUGGGAUCUGUUGCAGAGCGUAGAAAACUAUUGUCCCGAAGCGCAGGAUAUCACCGCAAGUGUACGUGAUUUGCCCACCGUGCGCACACAUAUUGGACGCGCUCGAGCUUGGCUACGCAUAGCGUUGAUGCAGAAGAAAUUGGCCGAUUAUUUGCAAGCGCUUAUCGAACAACGAGACGAUUCACUCUACGAAUACUACGAACCGCAUGCGCUAAUGAUGAGCGACGAGAUUGUGGUCAUUAUGGGCAUUCUAGUGGGUCUAAAUGUUAUCGAUUGUAAUUUGUGCGUGAAAGAGGAAGAUCUGGAUUCACAACAGGGUGUUAUCGACUUCUCGCUUUACUUGCGUUCAAGUUCGCGCAGUAACGAGAACGACGAAGAGAUCAAUCAGUCAUUGGAGGCGAAUGGUCAGGGCAAUAUGAUUGCCGUGUUGGACCAAAAGAACUACAUUGAAGAGCUCAAUCGGCAUUUAAAUGCCACAGUCGGUAAUCUACAGGCUAAAGUUGAAUCCCUUACAACAACAAAUGCGCUUAUGAAGGAGGAUCUAGCGAUUGCGCGCAAUAGCCUCUUAGCCUUACAAGCCGAAAAUCAAGCACUACGUCAAAAUGCCACCCUUACCAAAGAUGUUCCUACAUCAAACGCAGAAGACAGUCCAAACAAAUCGUCAGAUCGUGCGAAUAAAGCAACGAUCGAAACACUCAACGCCGAGUUGUGUGAAGAGAAAAAGAAAUAUGCCGAACUCGAUAAGGAGUUGAAACUACAAGUAUCUCUUAAAGCCGAAUCCGAUAUGGCAAUGAAAUUGCUUGAAAAGGAUAUACACGAAAAGCAGGAUACAAUCGUAUCGUUGCGACGACAAUUGGACGAUAUAAAACAAAUUAAUUUGGAAAUGUAUCGCAAAUUACAGGAAUGUGAAGACGAGCUGACCCAGAAGGGUGAAAUGGUCUCACGCCUACAAACCAAAGCUUCACAAAUCGGCAACAUAUUGCAAUCGCUCGAAAGGAAAUACGAGUCUAAGCUAGAGCAGCAACAACAACAACAGCAAUUGGCUGGCCAACCCGUUGGCGAUAAAUCGCCCGCGUCACGACGUCAACAAAAUCUACAAAAAUUCGAAGCGCUUACCAAAAAGCAUCGGCAGGACAUUGGGCCACCGGUGAAGCGUUUACAUUUGAAAGUCGACGCCAUACCACCAUUCAAUCCCAAUAAUUAUCGCAAGUCACCAUCGGCAACAGUCGCACCCGACAAACUAGAGGCUGAGGGCGAACUCAAAACACCCACUUCAGCGAAAUCAUUCACCGAAGUGGGCAAAUCCUAUCCGGACAAGCCGAUGGACACCUGCAAAAGUGACUAUGCCUUGUCGCAAGAGAAAAUCUAAAACUGAAAAUAUGUUAGAUACUUAUUUAGGCAUUCAUUAAAUUAAACAUUACUUGAUGUUAAGCAUUUAUUUUACAAAAAAAAAAAAACAACAACAAUAAUCGAAAAUCAUUUAGAAAACUAGUUGAAAGUUUCGUUAGCGAUUCCUAUAGGCUUGCUACUAGUGCAAGUAUGUGUUUAGAUGCUGCAAAGCUGCAAAAGAUUAUGUAAAAAUAUUUUUGAAAAUUUUAAAAAAAGGUUAAAUGAAAGUUUAAUGUCUUAAUUAAAAUCAUAUUUAAUUUGAAACAAAAAAAUAAUAAUAAUAAAAUAGAAGAACAACAAUAAUAAUGUAUAAUUGUCGUUAGCGUAAAGUAUGGCUAACGCUUACUCAAGUCUUUAUAGCUGUGAACAGUCAUUACCAAUACUCGUAUUCGCAUACUACAGGCCUUUUUAUUAACUUAGGAGAUAUUUUGAAAGUAAAAAUUCGUACAUACAAUACAAAUAUAAUAUAAAGUUAGAAGCCUAGAUAAAUACAUACAUACAUACAUAUUUAGCUACAUAUACAAACAUAUAUUGUUGUUAAAAAUAUGGAUGUUGAAAUGUAUUUGAAUUAUAAGUUAAAGCGCAAAAUAUCUGCAGUCUAUUCAAAAGUACAAUGCUAUAUUCUUACAGAUAACAUACAGACAUACAUACAUGUAAACAGAAAUGUAAUACCUGUGCGUAGAUAUACCGAAAAGUUACUAUGUAUGUACACAUAAAACCAAUCAGAGGAAUUUAGUACUCAGAAAUCAUAGAUUAUAGCAACUAAACAUACAUACAUACAUAUAUACUUAUAAAUAGGUAUACUUGAAGGAGUUAUAUCCAGUUGCAAGUCAGAAAAAAAGCGUUUUUUUAAUUGUUUUUUUUUGUUUUUUUCUGAUGAGGCAUUAAAAAUAAACUACAUUUACAGAAUUUAAUGCACAUUAAUAAUUCAUUUUAUUUUGAAAUAUUGAAUUCAAUGAAAUCUCCAGAAGGACCCCCAUGAAAAGGUGUCUGGCGGUGAAGAAGAUUUUUCCUUUUAACAUUUUCACCAAUGCAAAAACCCAAAAAAAAA
Bactrocera oleae (olive fruit fly) is the source of this 5189-nucleotide messenger RNA. Its product is annotated as protein RUFY3. Gene Ontology annotation, cellular component: cytoplasm. Gene Ontology annotation, molecular function: metal ion binding. The record is from RefSeq and is a predicted model, not a curated record. NCBI's taxonomy places the organism in Eukaryota, Metazoa, Arthropoda, Insecta, Diptera, Tephritidae.